UCGCGAGCCUCCGCCCCACACUUCCAUCCCCGCGAUCCUCGGCUCCCAGCUCCCCGGGCCCCGGUGGGGCUCCGCGCUGCCCGGGCCGGAGCGUCCGCGACAGUCCCAGAGCGCCAGGCCGCCCGAGGUCCCGCUGCCCGGCCGGGGCGGAGCCAAGGACGCGAGGCCUUCCCGCUUCCUGCCGGAGCCGCGGGCCCGCCCCGGCGUCCUCUGCCCGCCUCUUUCCCGCCGCCGCCUUGGAGGGGACCUGAUAAGCGCGGCUCUGUGCCUGGCGUGGUUAGGGCGGAAGGGCUUUGAGGAGGCUGAACUGGGGUGAGGAUGGGCCAGGUGCCCUGUGAUGAAAAUGCGUGACUCCAGUCUUCACAGCCUUACACGGGACAUGGAUGAAUCUGGAAAACAUCAUCCUCAGCAAACUGACACGAGCAGAAAAUGAAACACCGCAUAUUCUCACUCAUAGGACUGCCAGGCACUCAGCUGUGCCCACAUGGAUGGGACAGAGACCCGGCAGCGGAGGCUGGACAGCAGUGGCAAGCCAGGGGAGCUGGGGCUUCCUCACCCGCUCAGCACAGGAGGACUCCCUGCAGCCUCAGAAGAUGAAGCUCUCAGGGCCCCUGAGAGCCAAAGUGUAGCCCCCAAGCCACUGGAGACUGAGCCUAGCAAGGAGACCGCCUGGUCCAUCGGCCUUCAGGUGACCAUGCCCUUCAUGUUUGCAGGCCUGGGGCUGUCCUGGGCCGGAAUGCUUCUGGACUAUUUCCAGGGCAAGAAGCUGCGAGGCUUCAGCUGUGAGCUCACCAGGUCCUCACAUGGGGUCUUGCCUGAGUCUUUCUUCACCAUCAUGUGCCAGGUCGUGGUGCCCAUUCUGCUGUCUGGCUUGGGCAUGAUGAUGGCCGGCCUGGUGAUGAACACCAUCCAACACUGGCCUGUGUUUGUGGAGGUGAAAGACCUUUUGACGUUGGUGCCACCCCUGGUGGGCCUGAAGGGGAACCUGGAGAUGACACUGGCGUCCAGACUCUCCACAGCUGCCAACACUGGACAAAUCGAUGACCCCCAGGAGCAACACAGAGUCAUCAGCAGCAACCUGGCCCUCAUCCAGUUGCAGGCCACUGUCGUGGGGCUCCUGGCUGCUGUGGCUGCACUGCUGUUGGGCACGGUGUCCAGAGAAGAGGUGGACAUCGCCAAGGUGGAGUUGCUGUGUGCCAGCAGUGUCCUCACUGCCUUCCUUGCAGCCUUUGCCCUGGGGGUGCUGAUGGUCUGUAUAGUGAUUGGUGCUCGAAAGCUCGGGGUCAACCCAGACAACAUUGCCACACCCAUUGCAGCCAGCCUCGGAGACCUCAUCACACUGUCCAUUCUGGCUUUGGUUAGCAGCUUCUUCUAUAGACACAAAGAGAAUCAAUAUCUGACACCGCUGGUCUGCCUCAGCUUCGCGGCUCUGACCCCACUGUGGAUCCUCAUUGCCAAGCAGAGCCCACCUAUUGUGAAGAUCCUGAAGUUUGGCUGGUUCCCAAUCAUCCUGGCCAUGGUCAUCAGCAGUUUUGGAGGGCUCAUCUUGAGCAAAACCAUUGCUAAACAGCAAUACAAAGGCAUGGCAGUAUUUACCCCUGUCAUAAGUGGUGUUGGUGGCAAUCUGGUGGCCGUUCAGACCAGCCGAAUCUCAACCUACCUCCACAUGUGGAGCACACCUGGUGUCCUGCCCCUCCAGAUGAAAAAACUCUGGCCCAACCCUUGUUCUACUUUCUGCACAUCAGAAAUCAAUUCCAUGUCAGCUCGAGUCCUGCUCUUGCUGGUGGUCCCAGGCCAUCUGAUUUUCUUCUACAUUAUCUACUUGGUGGAGGGUCAGUCGGUCACAAACAGCCAGACCUUUGUGGUGCUCUACCUGCUGGCAGGCCUAAUCCAGGUGGCAAUCCUGCUGUACCUGGCAGAAGUGAUGGUUCGGCUGACUUGGCACCAGGCCCAGGAUCCUGAUAACCACUGCAUCCCCUACCUCACAGGGCUGGGGGACCUGCUCGGGACUGGCCUCCUGGCACUCUGCUUCUUCGCCGACUGGCUACUGAGGAGCAAAGCAGAACUGGGUGACAUCUCAGAACUGGCUUCCGGACCUCCCUAACUGGGCCUCGCUAGGCCCAUUUGCUCAUUAGAAUUUUCUCCCACAACAGUGGGGUACAGAAUUCAGUUUCUCCCUUGCCAGGUCCUUGGGAUGAUUGACCCCGCCCCUGCCGUAGCCUUUUGUGAGUCUGCUAAGGUAGCUCACAUAUACCUCAGUUCUGGCCGUGGUACCUGAGCCCAUGAUAGAGCCCUGAAAUCAAGAGCGUGGCUUGAGUGUGUGAAUAUGGUGUGUGUACAUGCUUGUGAGCAUGCGAGUGUGCAUGCGUUUAUGGAGAGGAGGGUCUCUUGCCUGAGAAGCUAAAGAAGAGGCAUGUCCAAUGUGCUUUGCGGGGUGUGUUUGCUCUUUUCCAUGCCCAUGCCACCCAGAUUGGGAUGGACCAGGAAGGAGCUCCUUUCUGUUCCCCAGCCUCAGGGUUUGAGCUGUGGCUUACUUGCUGUCUUUACCAGCCAGGUUCAAGCUCCGCAGGCCACUCUGUUGCUAUGCCGAGAAUGUAUACAGCCUCCCAGGAUGGGGCCCUGUACAACCCUUCAUCUGCUGUCAACAUUUAAUCUUGUCCUUGCUGUUUUUUUAUUUUCCUUUUUGUUUAUUAGCAAACACCUCUGUUGAGAUUUCAAUAAUCAGAGAAGUGUAAAAUAAAACUGAUUAUAUUGUACUUGA
Molecule: messenger RNA, 2761 nt
Organism: Callithrix jacchus (white-tufted-ear marmoset)
Lineage: Eukaryota; Metazoa; Chordata; Mammalia; Primates; Cebidae
Gene: SLC41A3
Product: solute carrier family 41 member 3
Biological process (GO): monoatomic cation transport
Cellular component (GO): plasma membrane
Molecular function (GO): monoatomic cation transmembrane transporter activity
Source: RefSeq, a predicted model, not a curated record